Molecule: messenger RNA, 1815 nt
Organism: Cyclopterus lumpus (lumpfish)
Lineage: Eukaryota; Metazoa; Chordata; Actinopteri; Perciformes; Cyclopteridae
Product: protein FAM111A-like
Exons: 3
Coding region: 1-1815 (604 amino acids)
Source: RefSeq, a predicted model, not a curated record
AUGAUCAAAGACGGACAUUCACAUCAUUUCACUGUGAAAUUCAGCCCUGAAGACCCCCAUAAAUACACUAUUGAAUGGAAUCAACCUGGCACAGUGCUGGAGGCGAUUAAAUCAAGUAAAAGAUAUGAGGAGCUCGAGUAUAAAGAUGAAAACAUUGUGAUUCAGUUGGGUGAAGAGGAUAAGGAAGUUACUGUUGCAACACAUUUCCCUCGUUCUUGUAUCAAUGAAGGUGAAUCUCUCUUCAUAACACAUCAACCAGAAAAGGUUGAAGCGGCCCAAGACCAACAUUACAAUACGGUGCAUUCAAGGGGCCAGUAUUCUGUCUUCUACAUUGACACAGGUGGAGGACAAUACACCAAAACAAAGACUACUUUCUUAAACAAGGCUCUCAAAAAGUUCAGGUACCUGUGUGUCUAUGGGGUCAAGGGGUGGACUGUGGAAGAGGCUCUGCAGAGAGACGGUCGCUUCAUUGAUGCUCUCGGCAACUUCACUCUGUCUCACAAUAAGAAUCCAAACUGUUUCACUGAAUGCACUCAGAGAGUUGACCAGCUACAUGGGAACAAGUUCAAGAUAUGUCUUCUAAAAGACAAGCUGGGCAAAAGCCCGGGUGCAUCACAUUCACACCAGAGGCGUAAGCGUGACACUAAUAUACAGCAGAACACAACAGCUUUGAUAGCCGUAGAGCAGAGAGGAACCAGCGUCACAACUGUUUUGGAAAACAGUGUCAACAAUGAGGAGAUUUAUAAAAAACUGCGCGAUCAGUUCCCAAGUCUGAAAGAACUGAUGGAGAAGAGAUUUCCUGGUGAUUCUUAUCAGAGAGCAUUGGACCUGAGGAAGGAAGACUUUGGGAAGAUCCAGCAAUCCUUCAGUGAAGUGCACAGAGUCAGGGAGCUGAUUGAAUUCGGGAAAUCAGUUUGCAAAGUGGUUGUUGUGAAUGGUUCACAGGGAACAGGUUUUGUGCUGUUUGACAACUUCAUCCUGACUAACGCACACAUUUUGAAAGAUUGUGUCGAAGGAAGAAAGCUGAAGCAGGAUAUAGAGGUGUAUGCUUUCUUUAACUAUGACGUUCCUGAGCCGCACACAAACUACAACUCCUAUCUAGUUAAAAGAACGUUGAUUAACUACAGUCAGGGUGAGCUGGACUAUGCCAUACUUGAGAUCAAACCUGAGGACCAAAUGUCCAAAGCAACACCAGCUAAGGUGCCGCCAGGGCUCCUGGAUAAAUUUGGCCCAAUGCCACCCAAUGGGGAAGCCUGUAUUAUUGGUCACCCGGCAGGAGGCCUGAAAAAAAUGGAUCCAACAUGUAUCAUUGAGAAAGAGCAGCGAGAGCAGGCUGUCCAGGGUCAUCUGCAUCCAUACAGAGACGCUCCUUUCAUUCUCUACUCAAUCGCUCACCUUAUCGGAGAGCAAGGCAUUGAUGACAUAAUGAUGGGUGGAAACAAAGCAGACGAAGUGGUGACCUACCACACUUUCAUGUACCGCGGAUCUUCUGGCUCUCCAGUGUUUGAUGCCGGUUGUAGAGUGUUUGGUUUGCACACCUCAGGAUUUGUCUUUGGGUUUCCAAAACAAACAGAGAGUGUGAUAGAGUCCGCCCAGCCUCUGCUUACCAUAUUUAAAGACUUUGUGAGAACGCUGAAGGAAAGCGGAGAUGAAGAUUUGUUGAAGAGAGUUAAGAAGGCAGCAAAGAGAAACUCAGACCUAAGGAACAUACUCAAGUCAACAGACACCGACAAGUCAACAGACACCGACAAGUCAACAGACACCGACAACCCAACAGACACCGACAACCCAACAGACACCGACAACUACCUCUAG